Physcomitrium patens is the source of this 2298-nucleotide messenger RNA. The record is from RefSeq and is a predicted model, not a curated record. Lineage: Eukaryota; Viridiplantae; Streptophyta; Bryopsida; Funariales; Funariaceae.
ACGGCCAUUAACGUAAUGUUAUCUAGAUACCGACGAUAUCCGCCACCGAUUCCUCGGAAUCUCACCGCGAGGGAGGGUAUGUGGGGGUAUUGCAGCCCCAAAGGCUUCAGGUUGGCAAGGAGCCACGUAAAUGAAACGAUCGGACAUUGGAGCAACGUGAUGAACCUGGGGACAUUUGCACAAGGAUAUUUGGUAAAGAUGGCGCUUAGCAGCGCCACCUUGACGGCCCUUCGCCUCCCGUCUUCAGUACUUCGUCAGGACGGACAUCAGCACGGGAGCAAUUUGGGUCAGGCUGUUCCAAGCAGACUUGUUGUGCGGGCUCAGGCUGCGUCUUCAAUACCCUCCCAAGGUCCAGAUAUUGCAAGAGCAGAAAGAGUGAAGGAGUUCAAUAAACUGUUGGGAGAUGUGGCAAAGAUAGCAGUAAGCACUGGGCCUAGAGGUGCAGUUCGACUUGCACAAGGCAUUGAAGCUUUCGUAACCGUGGGCGGUGAAUACUUGUUUCAACUUUUUACGAAUCCAGAAUCAGCAACUUCUCAAAGCGCAACACCAGGGCUUUCCUUGACCCCGCCUGGGCCAGCACAACUUCGACGAUUGUUUGAGAGACUUGGAGCAACCUACAUUAAGUUGGGCCAGUUGAUUGCAUCAGCACCGACACUCUUUCCACCUGAAUAUGUAAAGGAGUUUCAAUCUUGCCUAGACAAAACGCCACCUAUUCCAUUUGAAGAUAUUAAAGCAAUUGUCCGGAAAGAGUUGGGCCGUCCUUUAGAGGAAGUCUACGACUUUGUGGAUCCACAGCCUCUUGCCUCUGCCUCCAUAGCUCAGGUGCAUGCAGCUAGGUUGCGAGGAAGUCAGAAGGAGGUGGUGAUAAAAGUAUUGAAGCCCGGAGUGGAAGACAUACUUACAGCUGAUCUGAACUUCCUAUACGUCACUGCUCGAGUGUUGGAGUUUUUGAAUCCAGAGCUUGCACGGACAUCCCUGGUUUCAAUCCUGGGAGAUAUAAGGGCAUCUAUGCUGGAAGAAGUUGAUUUCAGGAAGGAAGCUUUGAAUAUUGAAGCUUUCAGAAAUUAUGUGGAUUCCCUUGGACUUUCGAACCAGGCCACUGCCCCUGCUGUGUACCGUCAUUGUAGCACUGAACGUGUGCUUACAAUGGAGCGACUUUUUGGUGUUCCACUCACAGAUCUAGUUUCCAUCCGUUCCAUUGUUCCAAACCCAGAAACGACGUUGAUAACUGCUCUCAAUGUUUGGUUUGGGAGCUUGUUGGCAUGUGAGACGUUCCAUGCAGACGUUCAUGCUGGAAACUUGCUGGUGCUCAACGAUGGGCGUGUUGGCUUCAUUGACUUCGGUAUAGUUGGGAGGAUAUCUCCAGCCACUUGGGCAGCAGUGGAGACGUUUUUUACUUCAAUUGGGAAUGGCCAGUACAACGCUAUGGCAGCGGCACUGGUACAGAUGGGUGCAACAGACACUGCUGUAGACAUUCCAAGCUUUGGAAGGGACUUGGAGAAGAUUUUCACAGCUGUUCAGGACCUUGAUACAAAUGUGAUCAUCUCAACUGCUGGAGGGCCUCAGAAUGCUACUAUAGCUGCAUCUUUAGCAGUCGACGAGCAACAAGUGAACAAUCUUUUGCUGGAUGUGGUUCGUGUGAGUGAGGAUUAUGGACUGAAGUUUCCGAGAGAAUUCGGAUUACUCCUGAAGCAGCUUCUCUACUUCGAUCGCUACACAAAGUUGCUUGCUCCGACCUUGAAUGUUCUAGAAGAUGAUCGUAUCAGGCUCGGCAAUCGACCACCCUUCGGAAAUGGUUACAACUCUCGAGUAUCUAAUUAUUGAGAUUUUGGAUGUACAAUCUAUAUAUAUAUAUAUAUAUAUAUACAUAUAUUUAUAUAUAUUUGAAGUAGCGAAGGUGUGAAUCACUGAUUAGUGACAUGUACCCAUCAUUCCCGUUCCCUGUAGGAGAGGAAAUCGAUUUCUCUUCCGUUUUACAGUAUGCUGAUUGUAUUUCUAGAUUUUUAGGGGUGCGAUAAGACUUAUGCCCGAUAUGGAUAAGCCAACCGAUUUUUAGCCCAUCAAAAUAUGGAAUAGAAGAUGGGGUUACCAUUAUGGCUGAUUUAAUUGAAGAAAAGCGUUAUUGUAAUUAAGUGCAGCGAAGUGACACAAGAGAACGAAGGAGAUGAAAGGUUUCAAGUGGCCAGUAGAUGUGACACCUUGCACAAAGGACGAUGUUGUUUAGUAGAGCAUGAUUUGCAUAUAUGGCCAGAAAGUUUGUGGGUUAACUGUUGCUAAAGAGACAUAUGAAUUGUACAA